AUGCUUCAGUCUCCUGCAAAAAGACGAAGGUUGAAUGGUUCAACUAUUACAGGCGAGGGCUCUGACAAUAUUGAUUCCCCCCAUCUUAAACAACCCGUCACCCCCACCAGGGCCUCGUACCUGUCACCAACGAGAAGUUCACUCUCACGAUCGCAUCCUCACCUAAUCAAUAAAACGGCAACUCGCUCGAGCGCUGGUCCAAGGGGCAAGUCACUAAGAGAUGAGAUACUUCGGCCUCCAAGCAAGACCUCUGUCCGUGCAGAACCUCUAGCUGUCGCAGACAAUGCAGACGAGAGUGAGAGGAGGGCGAACGAAACCCAAACUGCUCUACAUGUUGAACCAAAGACAACUAUCGAAGCCAAUCAAUCUAACGUUUCUCAAACCUCACGUUCCUCAUUGAGACAGCCUCCGUACUUCGACCAAACCAGACCAAGCCCACAUUCGGAUGAGGAUACGCUACCGGAAAUGUUUAAGCCUGCCUUAGUUCCUAAGCCAAUACACGAGUCUGGAGCAGAGACCAGAGAGCGCAGUGAAGAGAUAGAGCUGCCACCUACGCCCGUCCAACUCGGUGUCACAACACAACCAGAUCGACCUCGUGGUCUGGCGUCUAGCAGUAGUCCUCGGGGUUCGAAACUUGGCAGUGGAAGACGAAGACGUCGUAGGACCGAUGGCCCGAUCACAAGCAGUCCUCUGAAGCCGAGACAUGCUGAUCGAGCCGCAGCUGAUCGUGCCGACUUGGACCUGGAGCAGAUUCUCGCAGACGAAGCGCAGGAAAGCGAGGCGGAUGACACACAGGAUGUGGAACCUCCGCCUACUUCGGCUGUGCUUCAUCAAGAGGAUGAAGUCGACAGCGCAUCAGCCGAAACGAGUGAAAAGCAAGCUGUUCUACAGAAACUACUUGCAGAACUGGAGAAGCUUAAAAUGGAAGUCGACAAGCUGGAUGCUGCUGUUGAGAAAGACCAGAUCGAUGACAGUAUCAUGUCUCUACUGUUCCAAUCUCCAGGAGUUAACCACGACCAUGACAACACCUUGCCCAGUUCUGCAACGGACGAGGAGAACGCGACACAAUACCUUGCCCUAUUCUCGCCUGGUGAUCUUCGCUUGUCGAGCUCGACCGAGACGAAAAAAAUCCACCACCGAACAAAGAUCAUUCACUCUUUGACACUUACAGCUCCACCCCCAUGGCCUGUUCAUGCAGCCAUGUUCGCUUUCGAAAUCACGGUAGAUGCAGAAGAUGCACGAGUAGAGCAAGUUUCUCGAAAACGAAUCUCCGGACUACCACGCAGCAAUGGCCGACCAACCGGAAUACACAGAUGGGUGUCUCAGCGUCUCGACCAUCCUCUACACUGGCACGACGUGGGAGGCAUUGUCUGGGGUUUAGGCCAAUGGUUCCGCGCGUCAAUCGAACGAGCACGUAUUUUCCAGCAACUCGAUCAGCGGCCCGAAGUUGCCACAAGCAUCUCAUCAAGCAAAGCCACUGACUCAAUCACCGAACGCGAGGCCAUCACACUCGCCCCAUAUCUCAACCAAAUCCAAAUCCAAUUACAGCAACCCCGAGCAGCCAACACGACCAACAAACUCGCCACCAAGAAGAAGAUCCUCCUAGUCUGGGACAUUAACAUUGACUGGACCGGCGAAGUGAAGUCAGACAUCAGCAUUUCCGUGAGCGGUGUCUCAGCCAAAGCGAGCCGUGGCCUGAAAGAGAUCUUUGGCGGCCUGGUGCCGAACCAAGGUGUCGUCAAAGCGCUGGAGCAUGUCAGUGGUUUGCUACAUGGGGGUGGUGAUGAUAAUGAGGAUGGCACGGAUCCACCGGCGCGAGAGAAGGCCCGGAGAAAGAAGAGGAAGCGCGUUGUCUUGGUCUGA
This is a messenger RNA of Exophiala bonariae, 1863 nucleotides long. RefSeq lists its product as uncharacterized. The transcript has a single exon. The coding region runs from base 1 to 1863 and encodes 620 amino acids. Lineage: Eukaryota; Fungi; Ascomycota; Eurotiomycetes; Chaetothyriales; Herpotrichiellaceae. The record is from RefSeq and is a predicted model, not a curated record.